Molecule: messenger RNA, 2469 nt
Organism: Adineta steineri
Lineage: Eukaryota; Metazoa; Rotifera; Eurotatoria; Adinetida; Adinetidae
Source: the annotation of a GenBank genome assembly
AUGGUGAACAAUAGAUCAAUAAUAUCUGUUCAAAUCAAUGCACAAUCUAAUGGUAAACAUUUAUCAAACCUUUCUAAGGAUGCACUUGUAAAUCGACGUAUUAACAUGCAAAUAAUGCAAAAUAUCCUCCUUAUUUGGUUAGACAACAAUAUUAAUGAUAAUAAUGCUGAUUGUAAUAAUACAAUCAAUCAAUUAAAAUAUGUAGUCAACAACAUAAACACGUUUACAGAUGGUGAACAAUGUGUUGAAUUUAUUCAAACCACUACCUACAACAAAGUAUGUAUGAUUGUUUCCGAUUCACUUGGAAAACAUGUUGUACCUCUUGUGCAUGACUUAUCCCAAGUAGACACCAUUUUUAUUCUUUGUAACAAUCAAGAAUGGCAUAAACAAUGGGUCGAAGAAUGGCCUAAAAUAAAAGGAAUCUUCACUGAUAUGACAUCAAUCUGUGAAGCACUCAAACAAACUGCUCACCAAUGUGAGCAAAAUGCCAUCUCAAUCAGCUUUGUGGCACCUAACAAAAAGUUGGAUCAAUUAGAUCCAUCAUUCAUGUAUACUCAGAUCUUGAAAGAGAUCUUAUUAACCAUCGACUUCGAAGAUAAACAUUUCAAAGAAUUUAUUACUUAUUGUCGUGAAGCAUUUGUUGAAAAUGAGUAUGAUUUACAUAGUUUUGAAAAAUUGGAAGAUCAUUAUCAUAAUCAUACACCGAUCUGGUGGUAUACUUAUCAAUAUUUUUUAUAUUCUAUGCUCAAUCAAGCAUUAAGAUUAAUGGAUGUUGAUACUAUUGUUCGAAUGGGUUUCUUUAUUAAUGAUCUACAUCGUGAUAUUCAACGACUCCAUUCGGAACAAUUUGAUGGCGAACAAUCUAAUAAAACAUUUACAGUUUAUCGUGGACAAUGUCUUUUCAAAGAAGAUUUCACUGAAAUGAGAAAAACAAAAGGUGGACUUCUUUCAUUUAAUAACUUUUUAUCGACUAGCAAAAAUCGUAAUGUUUCUCUCUUAUUCGCACCACAAGCUGUUACAAAUCCUGAUCUUGUUGGAAUUCUAUUUGUUAUAUCCAUUAAUCCAACUGAUUCAACAACUCCAUUUGCUUCUGUUACAGAUGUUAGUUACUUUCAUACAGAAGAUGAAGUUCUCUUUUCUAUGCAUACCGUUUUUCGUAUUGGAGAUAUUCAACCAAUGGAUGGAAAUAAUCAUCUCUAUCAAGUGAAUUUAACAUUAACCAACGACAAUGAUCAAGACCUGCGACAUCUCAGCGAUCAGAUCCGGCACGAGACGUUUCCAAAUGAACAAGGAUGGUACAGAUUGGGACUAUUACUGAUUAAAAUGGGUCAAUUCAUCAAAGCUCAAGAAAUCUAUAAAGUUUUACUUCGUCAAGCAUCAAAUGAGAGCGACAUGGCACCGAUUUAUUAUCAACUAGGCUGGAUUAAACAUAAUCAAGGAGAAUAUCAAGAAGCACUUUCAUCUCAUGAAAAAGCUCUUACAAUUCGACAACAAUUACUUCCCGUCAAUCAUCCUGAUUUGGGAGAUUCCUAUAACAGAAUCGGUAAUGUAUAUGACAGCACGGGUGAUUAUCCAAAAGCACUAUCAUAUUAUGAAAAAGCCCUUGCAAUUCGACUACAAUCGCUUCCUUUCAACCAUCCUGAUUUGGGUUCUUCCUGCAUAGGCAUCGGUAAUGUGUACUACAGCAUGGGUGAUUAUCCAAAAGCACUUUCAUAUUAUGAAAAAGCUCUUGAAAUUCGACAACAGUCACUUCCUUUUAACCAUCCUAAUUUGGGUUCUUCCUGCAUGGGGAUCGGUAAUGUGUACUACAGUAUGGGUGACUAUCCGAAAGCAUUUUCAUAUUAUGAAAAGACUCUCGAAAUUCGACAACAGUCACUUCCUUCCAAUCAUCCUCAUUUGGGUGGUUCCUACAACAACAUUGGUUUGGUGUAUCACAACAUGGGUGAUUAUUCAAAAGCACUUUCUUAUUAUGAAAAAGCCCUUGCAAUUCGACAACAGUCACUUCCUUGCAACCAUCCUGAUUUGGGUUCUUCCUGCAUGGGCAUCGGUAAUGUGCACUACAGCAUGGGUGAUUAUUCCAAAGCACUUUCUAAUUAUGAAAAAGCCCUUGUAAUUCGACAACAAUCACUUCCUUCUAAUCAUCCUGAGUUGGCUAAGUCCUAUAACAACAUUGGUAGUGUGUAUGGAGAGAUUGGUGAUUAUCCAAAAGCGCUUUCUUAUUAUGAAAAAGCCCUUGCAAUUCGACAACAAUCACUUCCUUCCAAUCAUCCUGAUUUGGGUGCUUCCUAUAACAACAUCGGUUUGGUGUAUAAGAUCAUGAGUGAUUAUCCAACAGCACUUUCUUAUUAUGAGCUUGCUGUACAAAUUGGACAACAGUCCUUACCAACAAGUCAUCCUAGACUUCAACAAUGGAGAAAAAACCUUGAAGACAUGAAAAAGAAAUCAUACUUUCUAUGUCCACUUUUUUGA